Malus domestica (apple) is the source of this 3717-nucleotide messenger RNA. NCBI's taxonomy places the organism in Eukaryota, Viridiplantae, Streptophyta, Magnoliopsida, Rosales, Rosaceae. The record is from RefSeq and is a predicted model, not a curated record.
UACACACUCUCUCGUAUACUUUCUCUCUCUAUACAGAGAGAAACACAGCACGAGAGCUCUCUGUUGGUAUUUUUUACGGACGUACACGCGGUUGUGUAGGCGUAGAUUCCUUUGCCCCCACUGCGUCAUAUAAUUUUAUCAAUAAAUAAAUGCCAAAAAGCUCUCUCUCUCCCCGCUGAAACCGCAUUUAUACACAGAGAGAGGGCCUAUUCCUAACGUUUUCCUCAUUUUUAUGUGCUGCUUUGGUUUGCCUAUAUUCACUCCUCCUCCGGGGAUCUCAGCCGUCCUCCGCCGCUCUUGCGAGAAUUCACCGGCUCAGCUGUCACCGGCAAGUUUCUCUCUUUGCUUUGGUAUUUAUUUCUGCUGAAAUUUUAAGCUGUUUUUUGUUUGUAAAGUUGGAAACUUUGCUGUGAUGGAAUUGAUGGGUUUUGAGUAUGUUGAUUUUGUGCGGAUUUUGAGGGCAUAAGUGGGUAAUUUGUGGAUUUUGGGCAGAUGGGCAGAUGGGCAGCUGUUGUUUUAGCCCAGUGCAUACGUGGUCUACAGUGUACUGCUUUUGGAUUUCUGGGGAACCUAUAGAGAAUAAUUGCCAGAAAGAUAUGGUCUUGUAGUGUAAACUUAUUGAUUUCUGGGUGAAAUCGAAGGUUUCAUAUCUGGGUUUGUUUUAAUUCGUUGAAUUGGGGAUUUAUAUCUCGUGGAAUUGGACUAUUGGCGUUAUAAAAUUCUGGAGUUUUUGUGGAAUUUGGAUUUAUGGAGGCUUUUGGAGGCAGAGCUCGGAAUUUCUAUGGUACGAUGGUGCCGGAUUUGAAGGGGGCUGGGAAAAAGAGUUUGGAAUGGGAUUUGAAUGAUUGGAAAUGGGAUGGUGAUCUUUUUACCGCUAGUCCUUUGAAUGCUGUACCAUCUGAUUGUAGGAGCAGGCAGUUGUUUCCGCUUGGGCUGCCGGAAACUCCCUCCACUGCUGGUUUGUCCAACAGUUCUUCUUCUGGUUCGGACGGUAUCUGUCCAGGGAAUGAGAAAGGUAAAAGAGAGCUGGAGAAAAGAAGAAGGGCUAGUUUUGUAGAAAAUGAAGGGCUAACUGAUGAAGUUGGGUCUCUUAAUCUCAAGCUUGGCGGGCAAGCUUACCCAAUCAUGGAAGGAGAGGUACAACAUGGGAAGAAGACGAAGAUAGUUGGGACUACUUUAAACCGAGCAGUUUGUCAGGUGGAGGACUGUAAGGCUGAUCUUAGCAAUGCCAAGGAUUACCACCGACGACAUAAGGUCUGUGAUAUGCAUUCUAAGGCAACUAAAGCGGUGGUGGGAAAUGUUUUGCAGCGGUUCUGUCAGCAGUGUAGCAGGUUUCAUGGCCUUCAAGAGUUUGAUGAAGGAAAGAGAAGUUGUCGUAGACGUUUGGCAGGCCACAAUAGGAGGAGAAGAAAAACACAUCCUGAUACUGUAGUUAAUGGAGGCUCAUUGAAUGAUGAAAGAGGAAGCAGUUAUCUAUUGAUUAGUUUGCUGAGAAUACUCUCCAACAUGCACUCUAAUAGUUCAGAUCAAACAAAGGAUCAGGAUUUGCUAUCUCAUCUUUUGAAGAAUCUAGCCAAUCUUUCUGGUACAGUUGAUGGAAGAAACAUGUCUGCAUUGCUUACGGCAUCUCAAGGUUUAAUAAAUGGCGGGGCAUCAAUUCAGACUGCACAAAAGGUCCCAGAUACAGUUUCCAACGGCUGUGAACCAAAUUUCAGGAGAAUAUCUUCAGUUGAUGCAGAUCAUGGAGGUCUACAAGUUGUUUCAGGUCUAAAUGCCACGAAGCCAUUUCCUUCAAGAGACAGUGUUCCAUCCACAUCAGUUGCACCAGAAGCUACAAUGGGGAGGAUGCAGUUAAAUGGCAUUGAUUUAAAUAAUACAUAUGACGAUUCCCAGGACUAUUUGGACAACCUAGGGAAUUCGCAUGCCCCUGUAAAUUCAGGGACAGUGGCUCAUGGUUUUCCCUUUUGGAUGCGUCAGGAUUCGCAAAAGUCUAGCCCACCUCAGACAAGUGGGACUUCAUGCUCAACUUCAUCAAGUUCUAGUGGAGAUGCUCAGAGUCGCACAGACCGUAUUGUUUUUAAACUCUUUGGAAAAGAUCCAAAUGAUCUUCCAUUUGUUCUACGAGCACAGAUUCUCAACUGGUUGUCCCACAGUCCUACUGACAUUGAAAGCUACAUAAGGCCGGGAUGUAUCAUUUUGACAGUUUACCUCCGUCUAGAAAAAUCCACGUGGGAGGAGCUCUGCUGUAAUCUGGGAUCCAUUAUAAAACAACUUUUACAUGCUGCCAAUGAUCCUUUUUGGACAACAGGAUGGGUGUAUACUAGGGUGCAACAUUCUGUAGCAUUUACGUACAAUGGUCAAGUUGUCUUAGACACACCCUUACCUCUGAAAAGCCAUAAAAAUUGCAAGAUAUCAUGCAUCAAACCAAUUGCAGUUUCUUUAUCCGAAAGAGCUGAAUUUGUAGUAAAGGGGUUUAAUCUUUCUCGUGCCACCACAAGGUUGCUCUGUGCUCUGGAAGGGAAGUAUCUAGUCCAAGAAACUUGUUAUGACUUGAUGGAUGGUGCUGAUACAACCUUUGCGAAUGAUCAGCUACAGUGCCUCAGAUUCUCCUGCUCUAUACCCAAUGUUACUGGCCGAGGACUCAUUGAGGUUGAAGACCAUGGUCUCAGCGGCUGCUUCUUUCCAUUUAUAGUUGCCGAGCAGGAAGUAUGUUCAGAGAUUUGUACCCUGGAGGGUGCGAUUGAGGUGGCUGAGACUGCAGAUAACAUCCAGACAGAACCUGAAAAGUUGGAAGCCAAGAACCAAGCGUUGGACUUUGUACAUGAAUUGGGUUGGCUCCUUCACAGAUGUCACACUAAAUUUAGACUUGGUCACGGGGAUCCCAACUUAGAACUAUUUUCUUUUAGACGGUUCAGGUUGCUUAUGGAGUUUUCCAUGGACCGUGAUUGGUGUGCUGUAGUGAAGAAACUCCUGGGCAUUCUGCUUGAGGGUACCGUUGACACUGGAGAACAUCCUUCUAUUGAGCUUGCGUUAUUGGAUAUGAGCCUCCUCCACGGAGCCGUGCAAAGAAAGUGCAGGCCUAUGGUGGAACUCUUGUUAAGAUUUGUCCUAGACAAAGGGUGGCAACAAGUUGACGGGGACGGCAGCAACUUCUUAUUUAAACCCGAUGCAGUUGGGCCCAUGGGAUUGACUCCUCUUCAUGUUGCAGCCAGUACUGAUGGAUGUGAGAAUAUAUUGGAUGCCUUAACUGAUGAUCCUGGAAAGGUGGGAAUUGAAGCGUGGAAAAAUGCUCGAGACAGUACAGGAUUGACACCAAAUGAUUAUGCAUGCCUGCGAGGCCGCUACACCUAUGUCCAAAUUGUCCAGCGGAAAAUCAACAAGAAACAUGAAAGCGGGCACGUGGUGCUUGAUAUCCCUGGCGUUAUCUUAGACAGCAGCAGCAAGCAGAAACAAUUAGAUGGGCAUAAGUCCUCAAAAGUCUCCAUCUUGGAGACCGAAAGGAUCGAUAUGAAAGCAAUGCAGGCACAUUGCAAGCAAUGUGAAAUGAAACUAGCAUAUGGAAACACAAGGUCGUUUGUGUACAGGCCGGCAAUGCUGUCAAUGGUAGCCAUUGCUGCUGUCUGUGUUUGCGUGGCCUUGCUCUUCAAAAGCUCGCCUGAAGUCCUUUAUGUCUUCCAGCCCUUCAGGUGGGAACUCUUGGAGUAUGGACCGAGCUAA